Xiphias gladius (swordfish) is the source of this 1888-nucleotide messenger RNA. It is a transcript of the gene kazald3, whose product is annotated as Kazal-type serine peptidase inhibitor domain 3. Gene Ontology annotation, biological process: regulation of signal transduction; regulation of cell growth. Gene Ontology annotation, molecular function: insulin-like growth factor binding. Lineage: Eukaryota; Metazoa; Chordata; Actinopteri; Istiophoriformes; Xiphiidae. Gene Ontology annotation, cellular component: extracellular region. The record is from RefSeq and is a predicted model, not a curated record. The transcript has 4 exons. The coding region runs from base 744 to 1706 and encodes 320 amino acids.
GUGAAGCUCCUCUGUCAGAGACCUGGUUUCCACACAGAGACAAGAGGACUGACCGCCAGCAGGCCUCUUUUUCUCCUCUCUAUUACCUUCUUAUUUACACCGACCCAGCGAGCGGACUGGGUUGGCUCGGACCGGCACUUGCAGCUCACAAAAUGUACGCGCGUGCAUGUAGUUGAAAGGCAUUUUAUUUUGAAGGCGUUGGCCGGAUGCGUAGGGUUUUAUUUUGGCGGACUUGGACUCUCUCGUCUCGCGCUUGUGCUGUGAGGUGAAGCAGCGCGAGCUGCUCAGCGGUUUAAACCUCAGACGGUCUGAGUCCGGGUCCGAGUCCGGGUCCGAGUCCGGGUCCUGGCCUCGAAAUAAAGGGUUUUUUCCUCUGUCUUUAACAAAUGUUGGAGCCUGAGUCCGAGGACAAGAACUUUUCUUUAACCUUUUCCCGGUAUUUUUCCCGGUGUUUUUCCCGGUGUUUUCCCGUGUCCUCCCGGUGUUUUCCCGGUGUUUUCCCGUGUCGUCCCGGUGGUUUUCCCGUGUCGUCCCGGUGUUUCCCCGUGUCCUCCCGGUGUUUCGGUCGGGGAGGAAUGUGAGACUAGCGACCGAAGCUCGCUGACAGACCGGCCGAUUUACGGCUCCCUUUCUGGCUGGUUCUCUCUCGCUGAACUGGGCAGAGAACCGGACCUACCCGGCAUCACCCGUCCGGUCCCCUUGACGGCGUUUAGAGCGGAACUGAGCCCGCAGACCGGGUUGCAAUGCCGGGGAUGAGGGGGCUUGUUUUCCUGAGUCUCUGUCUGAACCUCCACACAUGCCGGGCCUUCCCCAACCAGCUGCCCGACCUCAGCAGCGAGCCGCCCGUCCCGCCCGCCUUCAUCGACCCGCUGCUGGACUACGACCGGCUGGAUGAGGAGCUGGGAGGCGGUUGGCGGAACUGGAACGGCACCAACGGGCCGGAGAGCUGCGGGCCGUGUGAGCUGGACCUGUGCCCGGAGACCCGCGGCUGCCGGGCAGGUCUGGUGCUGGACUCCUGCGGCUGCUGUAAGGAGUGCGGAAACCUGGAGGGCCAAGCCUGCGACCCGGGGGACCGGAGCGUCUUCUACGGGCUCUGCGGGACCGGACUGCGGUGUCAGGUGGACCCGCGGCCCGCAGGAGGAGGAGGAGGAGAGGAGGAUGAAGAGGAGGAGGAGGAGGUGUGUGUGUGUGAGGAGCAGGAGGCGGUGUGUGGCAGUGAUGGAAGAACUUACAUGAACAUGUGCCUGUUCAGAGAGGCCGCUUUCUCCAGACCAGAGCUCAAGACCAGAGGGAGGGGGCCCUGCAAGACCGUCCCCAUCAUCAAGGUCCCUCCUCAGAGCCAGGUGAACGGGACAGGCAGCAGUCUGGUGUUUCUCUGUGAGGUCUUUGCGUUUCCGAUGGCUCUGGUGGAGUGGAGGAAGGAGGGACGAGACGUCAUCCUGCCCGGGGACGACCCCCACAUCUCGGUCCAGUCUCGGGGCGGUCCUCUGAAAUUCGAGCUCUCCAGUUGGCUGCAGAUUGAGGGGGCGGAGCCGGGGGACUCGGGGACCUAUCGCUGCAUCGCUCGUAACAACCUGGGAUCUGUCUCCGCCUCUGCUGUACUGGGAGUACUGGGAGCAGAGGAGCUGUCGUCCUACCUGGCCAACAGUGUUUCAGAGAUGAAGCAGCUGAUGGACGCCACAGACUACGACCAGGACUUCUACUGACCCGCAGGUGACGGAGCUUCCUGCCGUCUGACACGUCAUGUCACGCUCAGGUGACCAACCACACAGACUUUUGCCAUUUUGUCGCCGCAAUUUGGAGACAAAAUGUGAAACGUAAGGACAGAUUCUGCUCCGGGCCAGUUUGUUUGCAGCGAUAUACUAAUAAAGUAUUAAAAUAUGAAUAA